UCCAUUAGACUUUUUGCUUCACAUUCACAACAACAACAACAACUCUCUGUAAUCUGGAAUUGUAGAGAGAGAAACAAUACAAUUUAGAGAGAGAGAGAUAUGGGUGAAGUAGUGAUGAUUAGUGACGAAGGUGUGAAUUUGGAAGUGAUGGAAACAGAGAUGAUUGAGAAGAAGAAGGAAGAUGGUUCGGCGACUGUGGUGAGGUGGGAGAGGUUUCUUCCGAAGAUGGUUCUGAGAGUUUUGUUGGUUGAAUCGGACGAUUCGACUCGCCAGAUUGUCGCUGCACUUCUCAGGAAAUGUAGUUACAAAGUUACUGCUGUUUCUGAUGGCUUAAAGGCAUGGGAGGCACUGAAAGGAAAACCCAAUAGCAUAGACCUUAUACUGACUGAAGUUGAUUUGCCAUCAAUCUCUGGAUUCGCUCUUCUUACCUUGAUAAUGGAGCACGAUAUCUGCAAAAACAUUCCCAUUAUAAUGAUGUCUUGGCAUGAUUCAGUCAGCACGGUUUAUAAAUGCAUGUUGAGAGGUGCUGCAGACUUUCUUGUCAAGCCUGUGCGAAAAAAUGAGCUGAGGAACCUGUGGCAACAUGUUUGGAGGAGACAAGCUUCAGCUUGUGGUGGACAUGGCCCCCAAGAUGACAGUGUUGCACAAGAAAAAGUUGAAGCCACAGCUGAAAACAAUGCUACCAGUAAUCAUUCAAGUGGUUAUAUGGCCUGUGUUCAGAGAAAUAGGGAAUGCAUUGAGAAAGGUAGUGACGCUCAGAGCUCUUGUACAAAGCCAGAUUCAGAAGCAGAGAGAGUAUACACACAAAAUGUGCAGGACCUCUCACUACCCAAGUGGAGUAAAUCUCCAGUGAGUGACAUGGAAAUACAGAAUCAUGAAGAAUGUGUCAAAUCGAGUAGGAAAUUGCCGAUGCAGGAUUGUGAAGAUAGAGGAUUGGUGGUGGAUACCUACAAGGAUGCAAAUGCAAUGACUCAGGGAGAGUAUAUAGAAUUGGAAACCGAAAGUGAAAGGGAGCAUGCUAAUAUUAUCAGUGAAGUUUGUGAUAACAACCGUGCACUAGUCAGCUCUGCUAGAGAAGCCAUUGAUUUAAUUGGAUCAUUUGAUAACUACCCAAAAUGCAGUUACAGAAACUCGGGUUCAAAUAAUGGUACAAACAUGGUUGAUUCUUCACUGCUAUUGGAUCUUUCCUUGAGAUCUCACCCAAGUGGGUCUGUAAAUCAAGUUAGUGAUGAAAGGAAUACAUUAAACCACUCUGAUGCAUCAGCCUUCUCUCGGUACAUUAACAGGGCAUUGCAACCACUGCAUUCAUCGGCAAGCAUAUGUAAUCAACAGAAAGAUCUUGGGAAUAAUUCUGACAGACAAUUAUCCAAUCAAACCCUUAACUAUAACUCCGAGAAAAAUAUGCUGUCUCUGGCCACUGGUCAAUCUGGACAAGCUGAAGUUGAUUUUCCUUGCCAUCAACAGACACCGUUUCCCAUUCCAGUGAAGGGUAUGAGAUUUGACAGUCUAUGCACUGCCUAUGGUUCUGUAGUGCCGCCAAUAUUUUGUACACAAUCAAGCCUAUCACCGGUGCAGAGUCCAGGUUCAGCUCGCCAUCUUGAGCCAUCCGUUCAAGUGAGUGCAUUUCAUUCAUCCAAUCUUGAAACCAAAAACUCUCAGCAGUUUCAUGGCUUGGUUGAUCAAAAUGGCAACAAUUUCGCAAACCAAACUGAGCACAAGCAGAUGCAGAAGUUGGAAUCCUCAGAGGAUCAACGAUAUUUUUCGUCUGCCACUGAUCAGAGUGCAAGUAACAGUUUCUGCAAUGGCAAUGUUGAUCAAGUUCCAGUCAUCAGGGCUGCUGCGGAGAGUGGGAAUGAAGAUGGUUUCCCUAUUCAUGAUAUAAACUGCCAUCGAUCUGUCUUGAGAGAAGCAGCUCUAAACAAAUUCCGUUUGAAGCGGAAAGAAAGAUGCUAUGAGAAAAAGGUACGGUAUGAAAGCAGGAAAAAACUGGCAGAGCAGCGUCCUCGAGUGAAAGGGCAGUUCGUUCGCCAAGUGCAUGCUGAACUGGCACCUCUAGAAACUGACAAUCACUGUGACAAUUCAUUAGAUUGUUAGCUAGUCUCAACUUCAUUAAACAAGAGGAGCAUUUGGAAGCUACUGUAGUUGAAGAUGUUAGAUUGGUUCAGACAGAUCAUCUCAAAGAGGCGAUAAUGGUUCACAGAAAUCUGUAGGAUGCUAACAUCACUAGCUUGUUUGUCUGACAUAUAUACAUAAUAUUUUUUUUUUUUUUUUAUAAAUUUUUGUAGAAUGGUGUUGUAAUUUUUGAUAGGGCAUUCUCUAUAUUUACGAAGGGGCUGUAUGAGAUAAUCUUUCCUCUUCUGUUAAUAUAAAUGUGCAUUCUAUCCUUGUUUCAUACAUCAAUUAGUACACAAACUCAAGUGUAACUCUUGGAUUCUUUCAUUAAUAACUAGAGCUGGGUUUAACCAA
Messenger RNA from Camellia sinensis, 2466 nucleotides. Its product is annotated as two-component response regulator-like APRR5. Lineage: Eukaryota; Viridiplantae; Streptophyta; Magnoliopsida; Ericales; Theaceae. Gene Ontology annotation, molecular function: protein binding. Gene Ontology annotation, biological process: cytokinin-activated signaling pathway; phosphorelay signal transduction system. The record is from RefSeq and is a predicted model, not a curated record.